Penicillium expansum is the source of this 1290-nucleotide messenger RNA. RefSeq names its product fungal specific transcription factor domain-containing protein. NCBI's taxonomy places the organism in Eukaryota, Fungi, Ascomycota, Eurotiomycetes, Eurotiales, Aspergillaceae. Gene Ontology annotation, biological process: DNA-templated transcription. The record is from RefSeq and is a predicted model, not a curated record. The transcript has 2 exons. The coding region runs from base 1 to 1290 and encodes 429 amino acids. Gene Ontology annotation, molecular function: zinc ion binding; DNA binding.
AUGUGGAUCGAGGCUGUGGAAAAUCACAUAUUCUGGAUCCUACAAGAAGGGACACUAGAAUCAGUCUCCUGUGCUGUUCUAAUGUCCAUUGCAUACCUUCUAGAAUCCAAGACGCAGCUCUCCUUCACCAUGUCCGGACUAGGAUCGCGAGCGGCGCAGGUAAUGGGCAUUCAUGACGAGACCACGUGGGGACCCCUUGAUCCCAUUGAGGUACAGGUGCGCCGACGAGUUUGGUGGUCCAUCUACAUGGUCGAUGUUUAUGUCGCACAAGCGUACGGGAAGCCAUCGAUCCUCCCAACGGUGCAGUUCAACGUUUCCGAGCCGGAAGACCUAGAUGAUACACUAGCUACCUGCCCAGGGAUCGGGUCCUACGAGGUUCGACAAGAUGGCACGUUCAAGCCUGUGACUAUUUUCUCGUACAACCGCUACAAAGCACAGCUGUACUCGAUUGCCGACCCAACGGCGCAUAGUAUACGUCUGCCUCAUAUCAAACGAACCUAUGCUCGCCUCCUCGAUUGGGAGAAGACCGUUCCGCGAGAACUCAAGCUUGACAGCUUUUGCAAAGAUCAGACCAUGGUUAACGACGCUGCUCUGCGUGUUUUUUCCCUGCAGGCGUUAACGCUACAGGUGACGUAUGAUUAUAAACACCUAAUAUUGUUUCGCCCGUUCCUUCUCAGUAAGAAGUACCUCAGUGUCCGACUACAUGACGGUCCGAUCGAAACGCAAGAUGGGUCGGAUACCACGAUCCGUGACCAAUUAUUCACUUCUGCAUUACGCAUGUCUAGUAUCUGUCAAUGGCAAAAUAUCUUAUUCAUCCUUGGAAAUACCACCUCUGCCGUUCAACUGUGUUUCCAGUGCUUCACGGCGGGUGUGGUGCUGGCGAUGCUGGCCUUGUCUGAACUGUCCUCCCCGCGACUGCCUGAAUGCAAACAAGGGCUGGCCCGUCUGAUUAAAUCCCUAGAAGUGGCAGGUGCAGGUAGUCCAUUAUCCCGACAGAGUGUUGAUAUUUUGAUGGAAGCCAUGCAUCUCAUCUCGGCCGAGGAAGUCAAGGAGCUGGUCUCCCGGGCGGGCAAACCGGAGCAAGAUGUACGCGGUAUCUUACCAACAGCAGAUUCAGCCACAUGGUCGGCAGAUGGCCGUGGGACUAUCGAUCCACGGUAUGGAAUUCAGCAGCCAGAUGUGGUGCAUGGACAAGAGAUAUGGGAGGAGCUGGAAUUGAUGCCGGAUGAGAGCGAGCCAGAAAUACUCAACUCUAUCUCUCUGUACCAAUCGCUUGCGUCUUUGUUCUAA